Messenger RNA from Penicillium arizonense, 2190 nucleotides. RefSeq lists its product as uncharacterized. The transcript is spliced from 5 exons. The coding region runs from base 1 to 2190 and encodes 729 amino acids. The record is from RefSeq and is a predicted model, not a curated record. NCBI's taxonomy places the organism in Eukaryota, Fungi, Ascomycota, Eurotiomycetes, Eurotiales, Aspergillaceae.
AUGUCUAUUCUUGAUACCAGUGGGAGUGGAAAGAAGCAGGCCCAUAGUCCUGAGUAUUACCGACGACGUCGUCAACAGCUUGAGAAUGGCAUUAUCCAAAAACGACAUGCUACUUCAACCAAGAACAACAUUGGUAAAAUCAAAAGACGAUGGACCAGGCACUGUGAAUAUCUAGGGGAAGAUCCACUCCAAUUUCUUGUUGCAGUGCAAAAGGGAGACGUUAUGGUUUUUCUCGAGUGGAUUCUUGACAACUCCAAGAUCAAGAAGUUCAGUAGCUUACAUGAGAACUGGAGGCAAUGGUGCCAGCUCUACCGCAAAGCUGUGGGGCGAAGUCUUCAUGCGAAGAGUUGUCAGGAUAUUAAUGAUUAUAUGAAAGAGCAUCUAGUCGCACGUUACAAUCUCGACAUGUCUGUUGGGGAGAAACCAGUGAUGAACGUUGAUGAUUUGUAUAUCGUUCUCCACCACCAUUGGACGAGAGACGCAACUCCCUAUCCCGAUGGUCGUCAAAUAAUCCAACUCGCUUUCCUCCUUUUGGUGUCAGCAUAUACCGCCAGUCGACCAGGAGCGCUGGUUUAUGUUGACCAAAACGAGCGGACUAAUAUCCAGCAUUUCUUCGGUGGUGCAGAUGAAAAUGAGGAAGAUGAAGAAGAUUGGGACCUCAGAGAAGAUGACCUGAAAACGCUAUGCUACGGUCAGAUUAGUUUGAUUCUGCUCCCAAACCCUGGAGGACUCCGUGACCACCUUGUGAUGGAAAUUGAUUUGAAACAUACCAAAGGUCAUCAUACCAAACCAAAAAGAAAAAUCUUCCUAAUGUCUGAAGUCAAGCAACCUGUCUUCGACGUCAUUGUCCUUGUGCUUACAAUGGCAAUCCUUGACGACGCAUUUUCGGCAAAUAUACAUUCUGUCGAGGAUGUAUUCAUGGCUCGUGUCUCACCACCACGCCGUUCCGUCAGACUGAAAUUCAAGAAAGACAAACUCAACGUGCCAAUUUGCCGCCAGCCAGACUCAUAUUAUUCUGGAAUGACUACUCACCCCAUGAAACCACUUAGAUAUCACACAUAUCUCUAUUAUUUGCAGCGGCUGAGCUUGUCCGUCGGGAUGAUUAGGGCCAUGAAGCCUUACGACCUUCGGCGCGGUACUGGCGAGGCAGUUGACAAAACCGCAUCCCUUCCCUUGCUACAGCAAGUAAUGGGCCAUGUUUAUGCCAGCACAUUUCAGAAAUAUAUGAACGAAAGGGUCCAGACACAUGUUCAGGCUUCAUUCCUUGGAAUUCCCUCGGAAGACGCAUUGAUGAACAUCCUUAGUCACCAAAGUCGCUACAUUGACCCUCGGGCUCCGUCCAAAUACGAUGAUCUGCCUGAGAGCAAGAGAACUAAGCUCUCAAACCACCCAGAGAUCCUCAAACUACAACAGAUGCGUGAUGCCCUUGCUCAAGAGGCCAAAGAACUUUACGGAUCCAUGAAAAAUGCAAGCGGAACUAAAAUUGGAGAGCUUAAAGCGAAGGCGGAUGCUGCGUUGAGGGCAGCAAAAAAGAAUUUGAAGGAAGCAACAUUCACUGGUGCCCGCAAUGAGUUCUUUGACACCAUCGAUACUCUGGAAAUCAACAAGCAACUUGAUCCAUCGCUAUUGGACAUGAAACAGGAUACUUACGAGCCCCAAAGAAUUGUCCAUCGCCUCAAAGAACGUCGCCGACUGGCAGACUUAAUGCAAAUCCCAUGUCAGGAGCUCUCUGAAGAAGACGACAUCAUGCGAAGGGUUGUCUUAAUCAAUGCCCUUAUUGAUCUUGGCCGUGUCGAAAGGGUGCCAUCCGAGAACUUGGUUCCCAAAAAGUCGGCACAGGAUACAAUCACCAACGAAAGCCAGGAAGCCUCGCCAGAUGAGCCCACCGGAUCAGAACAAGGCUUUUCUCCAUCUCCCGAACCACGAGACCGUCCAAUUUCUCUGACAACUCGGCACUGUCUCUUCUGCGUGUUUGAGCCAAACUACCAAUGUUAUUUUGCGUCAGCACGGAAGGCCAGAGAACAUUUCGAAAAGCACCUCCGCAACUUCAAAAGAGACCAGUUUAUCUCAUGCCCUGAUAAAUUUUGCGGACUUGCUUUUCGUGGACAUCGAGCCUUCAAAAGCCAUGCAGAGAAGGUUCACUCAAUACGUUACUUCACUGAGGCGCAACGUAUCAAGGCUGGCUUAUAG